Messenger RNA from Microthlaspi erraticum, 1842 nucleotides. The record is from the annotation of a GenBank genome assembly. NCBI's taxonomy places the organism in Eukaryota, Viridiplantae, Streptophyta, Magnoliopsida, Brassicales, Brassicaceae.
AUGGCAGACCCACCAGGGGUCCCAGAGUUUCCAUUGGGAGCUGACCAGCAGCAUGGAGGAUAUCCAGUUCAUCCUCCACACCCUCCACGACAAAUCGGAGCUGCUGACACUCCGACUUCUCAUGUCAACCGCCACGGAAUCACCCCACCACCAGUCCCCUUUAACUUUGAAAUCAAGACCAGCUUGAUCUCAUUGGUGGAGAGUUCAGUGUUUCAUGGCAUGAAGGAUGAGGAUCCAUUGAAGCAUCUUGACAAGUUUGACAGAAUUUGUUCUUUGCAGCAACUCAAUGGAGUUUCUGAAGAUGGUUUCAAGUUAAGGCUUUUCCCUUUCUCUCUAGAGGAUAAAGCUCUCACUUGGGAAGCAUCUCUGCCUGCUGGAUCAGUCACCACUUGGGCACAGUGCAAGCAAUCUUUCUUGGCUAAGUUCUUUCCAACCUCAAGAACAGCACAACUGCGCAAUGAUAUCUCCGGUUUCACGCAAAUGCAUGGAGAAACUUUCUGUGAGGCAUAUGAGCGCUUCAAGGGCUACCAGAUGCAGUGUCCUCACCAUGGUUUCUCUAAAGAGAAUCUACUGAGUACCUUGUACAGAGGAACAUUACCCAAAUACAGAAUGCAUCUUGAUUCAGCAAGCAAUGGUUACUUCAUGGGUAAAGAUGUUGAUGCUGGAUUGAUUUUAGUUGAGAACGUUGCCACUAGUGAUGGAAGCUAUGGUGAAGAUUGUGACAGAGCUGAGAGAGGCAGUCUUGCUCAAGAAGAGAAUCACAAGAAGGAGCUCAAGACUCUCAAUGAUAAGCUUGACAAGCUACUGUCAGGUCAGAAAAAGCAAGUGCACUUCAUUAAUGGUGAGGAGAUUCAAGAGAAAAAGCUCAACUAUGUGGACAGCCAAGAUGGAAACCAAUGGGUCUAUUACAAGCACGGUUUUUCUCCACAAGAUCUUGGGUCUACUCAAGCUCAAGGAAGCCACAAUUCUGGUCAAGAGGCAGAGAUGAAGACCAUAUUGCAACAGAUAAUCCAAGGACAAGCUAAUGGUGCCUUAGAGUUGAACAAGAGGAUGGUUGAGAUUCACAAUAAGGUUGAUUGCUCAUACAAUGAUCUAAACAACAAGUUUGAGUCUCUAACUACCAAAGUGCUUACCUUGGAAGCUAAAGUUGGUGGUUCUUCAUCAUCAAGUACAAAGGAGUAUUGUCAUGCAGUUUUCUCUACUAAAGAUGGUGUGGCUGAGACUGAAGAGAAUGAGAGAGCUAUAGAAGAACUUUACAGGCUCCUUCAUGGUACAAGUGUUGAGAUUUCAGUGAAUGAGAGACUUCUCAAGCUGAAAAACGAAAUGCCAAGGAGGAAGCCUCAAAGAUUGUUGCAAGAGAAGAAACCAUCAAGGUUGAGCCUCCUCUUUACAAACCAGAGCUUCCAUUUCCUGAGAGAGUUCUCACUAAAGCUCAAAAGAAGAGUGGCAGCGCUUCUUGAGCUCUCUACACCCCCAGAUCCUUCCCAUAUCACGCCAACCUCCAUUCCCAAGCUUGAGAAACAAGGGAAGUUCACAUUGCCUUGCACCCUUGGAGAUUUGAAGCUUGAUGAUGCUCUUGUGGAUUCUGGAGCAAGUGUGAAUCUGAUAUCACUUGCCAUGGUUAAGCAGCUGGGUAUAAAGAGCAUGACGCCUCCUACAUCUUCUAUCAUGUUUGGAGAUGCCUCUUCUAAGUCUCCACUUGGUCUAAUCAAGGAUUACCCUUUAAAGAUAGGAGACUGCAAGGUUCCAACUGAUCUGACUGUUUUGGGUAUGUAUGGAGAUAAGGAAGGUACCAUUGAUCCUUGGAACACCAUUCCUUACAACUGUUGGAGCCUCAAUUGA